GUCAUGGCGGUGGCCGACUGGAAAUUGUAUUAAAUUUGCGUGUAUUUCACGGAUUUACCGAUCCGUAUCACCUAGAAUAGAUAACUUUUCACGAAUCUAGAUUGAAAAGAUACUCAGAGAUCAUGUCUACCCACAGCAAAAGAAAGCACAUCAAGGCAGUUUCACAGAAAGUGAAGUUGUUUAGAGCAAACGAGCCUCUACUAAGCGUUUUCAUGUGGGGCGUAAACCAUACGAUAAGUGCCCUGAGUCAUGUAAACAUUCCAGUCAUGUUGAUGCCUGAUGACUUCAAGGCAUUCACAAAGACACGAGUGGAUAAUCACAUGUUUAACAAGGAAAACAUGCCAAGUCACUUCAAGGUGAAGGAGUAUUGCCCUAUUGUGUUCCGAAACUUACGAGAGCGCUUUAGUGUGGACGACACGGAUUACAUGAAUUCGCUAACAAAAUCGCAACCUGUUUUGGCUAAGUAUCAAGGAAGGAGUGGAGGCAGAAUUCUUAUAUCCUAUGAUAAUAAGUUUUUAAUUACAACAAGUGGUCCAGAGGAAGUUGAGCAGAUGCAUCACAUCUUGAAACAGUAUCAUCAGCAUAUAGUUGAGAAUCAUGGCCAGACGUUGCUACCACAGUAUAUGGGCAUGUACAGGCUAACUGUGGAGGGAGGAGAGACCUAUCUCAUUAUCAGCAAGAAUGUCCUGAGCAAGAAUUUACCAAUACAUAAAGUCUAUGACCUAAAGGGAUCGACAAUCGACAGACAAGCUAGUGAAAAGGAAAAGGCAAAAGACCUUCCAGCGUAUAAGGACAAUGACUUUGUGGAAGAAGGUGUGAAACUGAUCGUUGGUCCUGAAGCCAAGGAGAAGUUCAUGGAAAAGUUGACCAGAGAUGUUGGGUUUUUGACAAAUCUCCACUUGAUGGACUACUCCUUACUCGUUGGAAUUCACGACUGCCAGACGGGACGUGAUGCGGCAGACGCAUUGCAGGAGGAAUACGAGAAUGAGAAUGGUACGGAUGCCGAGGGCUCGGAAUCUGACAACGGAGGACAGAAGCCAACUCCGCCCGGUACCCCUAGUCCAAAGACUGCCGUAGAGGUAGCACCCUUCGACUUUGACCUUGAGUUUCAUCCAGAGGAAGAUAUCUAUGGAAUUCCCGGCACCGAGGAGGAAGACGGCAACCGCAAGGAGGUCUACUAUCUGGCGCUGAUACAGGUUCUGACCGAGUACAAUGCCCAGAAGCGUACCGCCCACGCGAUGAAGACGGUCAAGCACGGCACGAGGGCCGACAUCUCAACGGUAGGACCUGAACAGUUCUCCCGCCGCCUUCUCGACUUUGUAGCAAAGGUCAUAGAAUGAUGGCUGGACGUGGAUGAAGGGACGAGAGGGGGUGGCGCAGCGUGUAGGCUCAAGGCUUGUGGCUAAGGCGCAUGCGUGUAGACAUUCCUGCAGGGGGUUCGGUUAGUGUUGUGACCCGCUCGCAUUUAACACGAUUGCAGGGCUAGGAACUUACAGGAAGGAAUGUUUGGAAAUAGUAUGUGUGAUUUUUUGUCCACCACUGCGCGUAUCUAUUAUGCUGUAUUUAGUGUACAUGUUUCGAUUUUCAUUCGUGUGAACAUAGAUCUUACUUGCAUUUAACUGACGACGUGUGCUACGUGUACUAAUGAUAACUAUUUGCUAACUACCUCACGAUUAGACCCGACUGUCUAACGUGUGACUUGAGUGUAGCAGUUUACGCUUUCCCAGUGGUAACCCAGAAUGGGUUCUUCCUGAAAGCAGUGUGUGAGUUGUCGACAUUGAAUAGUUUAAGUAUGUACAUAAAUGUUAUUAGUGUUUAUAUUUUCUGUUAAAGGUGGUUUUAAUGUGUGAUUUCUGUGGCGUAACUGUUAUGUGUAUUCGUGGCAAGUGGUCUAUAUUUUAUUGUUAUUCUAUCCGUUUUGUAGACUCCGUGCGUCAAUUAAGUGAAUUGUGAUUUC
Messenger RNA from Priapulus caudatus, 1957 nucleotides. RefSeq names its product phosphatidylinositol 5-phosphate 4-kinase type-2 alpha-like. NCBI's taxonomy places the organism in Eukaryota, Metazoa, Priapulida, Priapulimorpha, Priapulimorphida, Priapulidae. The record is from RefSeq and is a predicted model, not a curated record. Gene Ontology annotation, molecular function: phosphatidylinositol kinase activity. The transcript has 9 exons. Gene Ontology annotation, biological process: phosphatidylinositol metabolic process. Bases 123 to 1340 code for a protein of 405 amino acids.